AUGACCAGCAAAACCGCACCUCCAGCCACAGACCCGGCUCCGGCAGCUCCGAAGAAAGAGCCAGUGCCAACCGCAAAGGAAGAACCGGCACCAGCCCCAGCUGCUGAAAAGUCCCCAGCCCCUGAGCAUCCCCCUGCCGCGGAGCAGCCCACAGCCACCGCAGACAAGUCUGCUCCCAUCCCCACAGCAGAAGGGACUCCAGCCCCUAAAGAAGGUCCCCUGGCUCCCACAGCUGAACCCCAAACCCCAGCCCCUGAACCUAAGCCUGAGAUACCCAAGGCAGAGCCGCCCAGCUCCCCCUUGUCCUUGGCCGUGGAAGAAGUGAGUGAAAACUCGAUUACGCUGACCUGGAAAGCCCCGGAGCAGACAGGCCAGUCGGGCCUGGAUGGAUACGUGGUGGAGAUCUGCAAAGAUGGAAGUACAGACUGGACAGCUGCAAACAAGGAGCCUUUUCUUUCCACCCGGUACACAAUCCAGGACCUCGGCUCUGGUGACAAGAUCCAUGUACGGGUGAAGGCUGUCAGCGCCAGCGGUGCCAGUGUCCCAGCUACAUUGGAGCAGCCAAUCCUCAUCAGAGAGAUCCUCCAGCUCCCAAGGAUCCGCAUGCCCCGUCACCUGAGGCAGACUUAUGUCAGGCAUGUUGGGGAUGCUGUGAACAUGAUGAUCCCUUUCCAGGGAAAGCCUCAGCCCGAGGUGAUCUGGACCAAGGGUGACCAGCCCCUGGACACCAGCCGCAUCAACAUCCGCAACACGGAGAAGGACACCAUCUUCUACAUCCGUGAGGCGCAGCGCAGCGAUUCGGGCAAGUACGAGCUCACCGUGCGGAUAAAUGGAGCAGAGGACAAGGCUACCCUGGACAUCAGGGUGAUUGAACCACCGGGCCCCCCCCAGAGCCUGAAGCUGGUGGAUGUGUGGGGCUUUAAUGUGGCCCUGGAGUGGACCCCGCCGGCAGACAACGGGAACUCUGAGAUCAAGGGCUACACGGUGCAGAAGUCAGAUAAGAAGAGUGGGAAAUGGUUCACAGCGCUGGAGCGCUGCACCCGCACCAGCUGCACCAUCUCCGACCUCAUCAUCGGCAACACCUACUCCUUCCGGGUGUUCACGGAAAACGCCUGCGGGCUGAGCGAGAAAGCAGCCAUCACCUCUGCAGUGGCCCACAUCAAGAAGACAAAAACGUCUUACCAGCCAGAGAAGAUCCCCCAAAGAGACAUGAUGGAGCCUCCGAAGUUCACUCAGCCCCUGACAGACCGAACUACAACUCGGGGCUACAGCACACAUCUCUUCUGCUGUGUCCGGGGCUUCCCUCAGCCUAAAAUCAUCUGGAUGAAAAAUCAGAUGGAGAUACGGGAAGACCCCAAAUACAUAGCGAUGAUCGAGCAGGGUGUCUGCUCCCUGGAAAUUCGCAAGCCCAGCCCUUUUGAUGGGGGCAUCUACACCUGCAAAGCCGUGAACCCCUUGGGGGAAGCCUCAGUAGACUGCAAACUUGAUGUGAAAGGACACUGGGCAGCCCUCUGGAGCUGGAGCUUUGGGCUUCUUGGGUUUAUGUGCCCCAGUGAGGACAGAUCGCAGGGCAAGACUAAGAUCAAGGUGGAUGCUGCAGCUGCUGUGCAGUAG
Messenger RNA from Leptosomus discolor (cuckoo roller), 1614 nucleotides. The record is from RefSeq and is a predicted model, not a curated record. Lineage: Eukaryota; Metazoa; Chordata; Aves; Leptosomiformes; Leptosomidae.